Molecule: messenger RNA, 1756 nt
Organism: Chenopodium quinoa (quinoa)
Lineage: Eukaryota; Viridiplantae; Streptophyta; Magnoliopsida; Caryophyllales; Amaranthaceae
Product: peptide chain release factor PrfB2, chloroplastic-like
Exons: 7
Coding region: 1-1497 (498 amino acids)
Biological process (GO): translational termination
Cellular component (GO): cytoplasm
Molecular function (GO): translation release factor activity, codon specific
Source: RefSeq, a predicted model, not a curated record
AUGAUACAUUUUCUUGCUCGAAGAAGAUCAAAUUCACAAUCUCGAAUCUUCCAUCAAACACCCAAUCUAAGCUCUUUGCUCUUCUCUUCCAAAUCAAACCCCCAAAACACCCACAAUUUCCCGCCAAAUCACCACAAAUCAAGGCAAUCAAGCAUCCAAGAUUCGACAUCAUGUAUUGGGAAUUCAAUUCAUUUUUUAAAUUAUUCUGGGUAUUCACUAAAUUUGCUUAAAAAUGCGAAAUUAUCAAAUGGGAAUAAUCAGGGUUUGAUUUUUUCAAGUGGGGUUCGAUGUUUUAGUUCUCAAGUUGCAGACCCAGCAACUUCUGAUGGAUUAACUGUGGAAAGAAUUGUUGCUAGUCGAUGGCCAAUACUUGAUGAAGAUGAAGGUGAUUGGAAGAGUCAUGCUUCUGCUGUAGCGCAGUCUAUUCAUCUUAUUAAAAAGCGAUUGCAGUGGAAAAAGUUGCUGGUGCGCUUGGACAUGUUAUCAGCUGAGCUGGAUAAACCGAAUCUAUGGGAUGAUCCUGUUCAUGCUGGAAAGAUUAGUCGUGAGCAUGGUUCUCUCAUGGGAAAAGUGAACGAGGUAAUGGAGUUUGAGCAGGAGUUGAUUGAGCACAUUGAUAUGCUGAAGCUUGCUCGAGAAGAGAAUGAUUCAGAGUUGGAAUCGGAAACAAUGAAUGCUUUACUUAAAAUGAGAAGAGAUUCAAAGGAAAGAGAACUUGAUGCUAUGUUAUCUGGUGAACAUGAUUCCGCUUCUUGUUACAUUGAGGUUCAAGCUGGAGCCGGUGGCACAGAGAGCAAUGACUGGGCUUUUAUGGUCAUGGAAAUGUACAAAUCGUGGGCACAACGAUGUGGAUAUCGUGUUAGUGUUCUGGAGGAAAUGGCUGGUGAAAUUGCAGGGAUCAAGCGGGCAACAAUCAAAGUAGAUGGUGAAUAUGCAUAUGGAUAUGCAAAAGCAGAAGUUGGGGUACACAGAUUGGUUCGUAUUUCUCCAUUUGAUAGUGCAAAACGCAGACAUACGUCAUUUGCUGCUGUAGCAGUUAUUCCAAUCCUCAAAGAUGUAUCCACACGUGUGGAAAUUAAAGAAUCAGAUCUCCGCAUUGAUCGAUAUCGUGCUGGUGGAGCUGGUGGCCAGUCGGUCAACACUACAGACAGUGCUGUGAGGAUAACUCAUAUCCCUACAGGGAUUGUCGCUACUUGUCAAAAUGAAAGGUCACAGCAUCAAAACAAGGCUUCAGCGAUGGCAGUUCUCCAAUCUCGUGUAGACCAGCUUGAGAUAGCUCGCCAAGCUCAAAUGAAUGCUCAGCAUACCGAAUCACUUACAGAAAUCAGUUGGGGCGCUCAGAUAAGAUCUUAUGUUCUUCAUCCUUACCGAAUGGUGAAGGAUCAUCGUACAGAUUUUGAGGUCUCAGAUCCUGAUUCUGUGCUGGAAGGUGACCUUGAAGGUUUCAUACUCAGCUAUCUGUCUGCGUCUUUAGAUAAAGCUGGAGAUAAUUUGUGACAUUAAAAACUGAUAUAACUCGAAAGUUUAGACUUCCUCUCAAAGGAUGAUCAUUUAUGGAAAUAUGGGAGCACAAUUUCCAGUAGUGUUACCGUUGUAUGUGCUUACCUGUUUUACCAACGAACCUAAGAAAUAAAUGUACUCUUUUACAUGAUAGAUUCCUAUUAUAGUGAAUCCUGCUGUAGUUUUAUUUAAUCUGCUCAAAUUAUUCAUUGACAAAUGAAAUUUGCACCAAGAAUUCUUGGUGUUGGACAAAAUU